Lasiodiplodia theobromae is the source of this 1416-nucleotide messenger RNA. RefSeq names its product F-box domain cyclin-containing protein. NCBI's taxonomy places the organism in Eukaryota, Fungi, Ascomycota, Dothideomycetes, Botryosphaeriales, Botryosphaeriaceae. The record is from RefSeq and is a predicted model, not a curated record. The coding region runs from base 1 to 1416 and encodes 471 amino acids. The transcript has a single exon.
AUGCCUCCACCGGGGCUCGACAACCUCCCCGUCGAACUUGUCCACCACAUCGUCUCCCUUCUACCUACUCUUCCCUCCGUAACCGCCCUGCGCUCAACCUGCCGCGAUAUCUGUGCAAAAGUCACAUCCUCCGAACCCUUCCAGGCGGCUUUCAUCACGCGCACGGCAGACAUCUCCGAAGCUUCCCUCACCACGCUCGCAUCCGUAGCAGCACACCCGUCACUCGGCCGCCUGAUCCGCACGGUUGUGCUCCGCACAUACCUCUUCGAUCCCUGGAUUUUCAAAACUCAGCACCUCGCCCACGGCAGAAGAUACGUUGUCACCGGCCCGCGCCGCCACUGGGUCGACUGCACCGCCGACGAAGUCGCCGCCGCGCGCCAGACGGUCCAGCUGUACCAAGAGCGCAACGAGAGCAUGUGGCAGAUGCGAAAGAACGGACGCGAUGCGGAGCUGAUGACUGCCAUCUUCGGUGGCAUGAAGGGGAAGAGGAGGAGAUUGAAGGCGGUGGUCUUGGAAGCAGCGGUUUUCAGCAGCUACGGAGCGAGGGUGCCGGCGUGGAUGGUGAACAAGACUGACGAUGGCAGCGGCGAAGGCGGCGAGAAGGCUCGGCUGUGGAAGGCCAUGGCGCACGAUUUCGGCGUCGUGCUGGGGACCAUGGCGCGCGCGGAGACGCGGGUCGAGGAGUUGCGCCUCUACGGCGGGGCGUGGGGCGGGAGCGUCAUGGCGGCGGCAUUCGGUGACGCGAUCGAUGCUACGGCCGCCCGUCCGGCGCUGGAGGCGGUCUUGUCGCGGGUGAAGGUGCUCAGAGGGUUCGUGUCGUUUGGCGGGCUGGAGAACCUCGGUUCACACACGCAGCACAGACGCAGCGGGUGUGCGGACAGGAUUGGCGAGUUUCUUGCGAUGGCGAAGGGGUUGGAGGUGCUGGACUUGUUGUAUUACAAGGCUUGCCAACCGGAAGACGACGCCUCGCAAACCAUGUUCCAGAAAAUGAUGGCGCCCAUCGUUGGAGAGAGGGUCCAGUCUCUCCGAUUACGAGGAUUCCGAGCCUUUGCCACCGAGGUACUGGAGCUUAUUGGGAAAUGUGGUGAUUUACAAGAGCUGGAGCUUCAUCAUUUCGAGCUAGAUGGUGGAGAAUGGAGCGACGUGUUCGACCUACUACGAAAACAGAAUCACAAACUGCAGCGGCUUACGGUAUACCGCCUAUACGAAGGACCCUCGUCGAUUAUUAUUACAAAGCCAGGGGAUUGCGAGCUCCCGCAGGACGAAAAAGAGGAACCGUCGUAUUAUUGUGUGUACCAAAUGAAUGGUGAGCAGGUCAGGUCAGGAAUCGAGUACAGGCCAGACACGACGCGGCCAAAAGGAAGCCAAGCUGCUUACAUCCAUCGAAGGCAGUUUCAAAAUCUACACCUCUAUUAA